GGGCGGGGCUUCAGACCGUGCAGCUCUACUCUAUAAAAAGAAACUCAUUCAGUCUUUCACACUCAAGCAGCAACAGACUGAAGCUGAAACAACAGAGACUUGCUGAACUACAUCAGACACAUUUCAACCAAAAGGAUGCUUUGCGUGUAUAUUUCCCUGUUGCUGACUCUGAGCAGAGUCGGGCUCGGCUCUCUGCAGGAUAAACAGACUGACUUUGGCCUGAAGGUCUUCUCCCAGCUGGCCCACGACUCUCCGGACAAGAAUGUGGCGCUGUCACCGUACGGCGUGGCAUCUGUCCUGGCCAUGGCUCAGCUCGGUGCUGCUGGAAGCACCCGUAGGGCCCUAACUGCUGCUAUGGGCUUUUCUCUGCAAGAGCGAGGGGUGUCUCGGCAGCAGCGCCUCCUGCACCGGGACCUGUCCAGUGAGGAGGGGGUGGAUACAGCCAGCGGGGUCAUGGUGGAGAGGAAGAUGAGCCUGGAGAAGGGCUACCGCCGGGCUCUUGCCAAGGCCUUCCAGACGCACCCUAACCAGGUGGACUUCACCAAGCCAGACCAGGCAGUCAGCAUCAUCAACUCAUGGGUCUCAGACCACACUGGAGGUGCCAUCCCUGAGUUCCUGGCGUCUGGCUCUCUGAGUGAUGAGACCCGCCUGGUCCUUCUUAAUGCUCUCCACUUCCAAGGCCUCUGGAAGGUUCCCUUUGACCCCAAAAUGACACAAGAGAGGAUGUUCCACUGUGCCAAUGGCAGCAGUGUGCCCUUGCACAUGAUGAGACUCACCAACCGCUUCCACUAUGGCGAGUUUGUGACUGCCGAAGGGGUGGACUAUGAUGUCAUUGAGGUCCCAUAUGAGGGUGAUUCACUGAGCAUGUUCCUGGUAUCACCGUUCGAGCCUGAAGUUCCACUGAGCACGCUCAGUGGGGAUUUGAACAGCCAGAGGAUUAAGCAGUGGAGAACAGAGAUGAGGAAUGUCAAGCGUCAGCUGGCCAUGCCCAGGUUUACUCUGAACUCUGAGGUGGAUUUGAAGGCUUCUCUGCUCAAAAUGGGUCUGGGAGACAUGUUCAACCUGGCUACUGCUGACUUCACCCGCAUCACCACCGAUGAGAGGCUGUGUGUGUCGAAGGUUCUGCAGAGAGUGAAGAUCGAGGUGAAUGAGCAAGGAACCAAGGGAGCAGCAGCAACAGCUGCCGUGAUGUUUUCUCGUAUGGCAGUGGAGGAGAUCACUCUGGACAGACCCUUCCUCUUCCUCAUCCAGCACAAACAAACAGGUGCUGUUCUGUUCAUGGGCCAGUUCAACCAGCCUCAACAACAUUAACCUACUUUGAAGACCUGCCUUCAUUCCACUGCGUCUGACUACUGCUGCUCAUACUCCACAUGAUGACCAUACACACACCAGACCUACUGUACAGGGUUCCUAUGACUUCUUUUGACCAGACAGACUAAAUUAAUUAAAGAUUUAUUUAUAAUAUACUUAAUACAAGAAGACACAGGUUUAACAUGACAGACAUUUGAAACAUGAUUGACUGAGAGUUUAUAUGUUUGCUGUUAAUUUAUUUCUCUGAAUGUUUGUGGUUGACGAGACAGAAAUAAAUAUGAAGGAAAGUUAUCUAAUUUAGUAGUUUACUGUUGUCCGACACGACAGGAACCAAUGCACUGCCAAGCACCAACAAAAAUGUAUUUUUUAUCUAUUUUUACAAUGUUAUUUCUAAUGUCUAUUUUUGUUAUUAUCUUGAUGUUGCCUACUUACACUUGUAUUUUGCUGUAUUUAUAUUUAUUAAAGUACUAUGUUUUUACAAA
Cottoperca gobio is the source of this 1793-nucleotide messenger RNA. It is a transcript of the gene serpine1, whose product is annotated as serpin peptidase inhibitor, clade E (nexin, plasminogen activator inhibitor type 1), member 1. NCBI's taxonomy places the organism in Eukaryota, Metazoa, Chordata, Actinopteri, Perciformes, Bovichtidae. The transcript has 9 exons. Bases 136 to 1311 code for a protein of 391 amino acids. Gene Ontology annotation, biological process: negative regulation of endopeptidase activity; negative regulation of vascular wound healing; negative regulation of plasminogen activation. The record is from RefSeq and is a predicted model, not a curated record. Gene Ontology annotation, molecular function: serine-type endopeptidase inhibitor activity.